UCCUCCAUUUGAAGCAGCAAAUAUCAUGCCAAGUCGUGUUCACUAGUCUUUCAUUCAUCCACGAUUUUCCUUACUCCAACCAUGGCAAACACUCUCGAUCUCAGCGCAAUUCCAAGCUCACCAACAUCCCCAGACUGGGACGUGCCGAAAGUAGAAAUGCGAGGCCGCAGACACAACAUCGUCCGUAUCACCACCCAAACGACAACGGAAAUCGGGGCAGCACUCAAAGAUCUCUUAUCACAAUUCAGAGAAUUACUUAAGAGUGGCCCGUCCGUGGAAGAGUUACAAGAGUUUCUUCGACCAUGGAAAAUGCCUGCUUCUCAAACGCAAAUCGAUCCUCCACAAGCCCAAUCUGACUCCACUCAGAUUCAGCCGAUGGUGCUGAAGUGGCUAGACCAUCUUGGAGCUACAGUUGAUGUCGCUCGCCUGGAGCGUUUUGAUCUUGUAGCAGUCUUAUUGGACAACGGCUUCGAAUUCCACCCAGACCUUGCACAGUGUGCAGCACAAAUUGCCCUCAGGACCGGUGAUCCUGCAACGCUAGAAUUUGCACUGGAUCGCGGAUGGGACAUCAAUCAAAGCUUUCGCUCUCGUCGAGAGCCAAUACUAGGCUCCGUCAUCACAAAUGAAGCGCUGGUUGAAUGGUGUCUGUCACACGGUGCCGACCCAAAUGGCACUUGCUUUGGAGGCUACACAGUCAUGCAACAUGCGGCUGUAUAUGCUUCCCUUGACACUAUCAAGCGGCUUCUACAGGCUGGAGGCAAUAUUUCACCUGGUUCAAAGGCAGCCGGUGUCGCUGCCCACGCUGCCAUGAGGGAAACCGAUAGGAUACCGAUCAUCGAGUAUUUACUCAGUGUUGGUGCAGACAUCAACGCCCAGUACCUAAUACAAGACGAAAACGAAGAGGAAGAGAAGGGGCAUUGCUGCGACCAUUUCGGAAAGAAUAAGACAGCAUUACAUGUUGCCAUCCGGAAGGGAGAUCGAGAAUUGGUAGAGUUCCUGCUUGAGCGUGGAGCUGAUCCAACAAUAAAAACAAAGAAUAUGUCCACUCGGUUCCGGUGGAUGGAUGUUGUAGAGUUCGCAGAGCAUGAAGGCCAUCUUCAUCUUGUAGGACUAUUGCAAGAGGCUAUAAACAGUGUGGGCGAGUGAGGUUUAGUGUUGGGUAAAGGUUC
This is a messenger RNA of Aaosphaeria arxii CBS 175.79, 1169 nucleotides long. RefSeq names its product ankyrin. Gene Ontology annotation, molecular function: protein binding. Lineage: Eukaryota; Fungi; Ascomycota; Dothideomycetes; Pleosporales. Bases 82 to 1146 code for a protein of 354 amino acids. The transcript is spliced from 2 exons. The record is from RefSeq and is a predicted model, not a curated record.